Myiozetetes cayanensis is the source of this 3123-nucleotide messenger RNA. It is a transcript of the gene CEP89, whose product is annotated as centrosomal protein 89. The coding region runs from base 16 to 2490 and encodes 824 amino acids. The transcript has 19 exons. The record is from RefSeq and is a predicted model, not a curated record. Lineage: Eukaryota; Metazoa; Chordata; Aves; Passeriformes; Tyrannidae. Gene Ontology annotation, cellular component: centriole; ciliary transition fiber. Gene Ontology annotation, biological process: mitochondrion organization; chemical synaptic transmission; cilium assembly.
UCCUGUCCCGUCCCGAUGUCGUUCCUGUUCAGGAGAGGCCGCCCCGGCCCCUUCAAACACAUAGCUCAUGGCCUGGUCCCUGCUGCCACCAUAGCUCCUAAACCUGCAGUUCCCCGCACCCCUCCCCCUCGUAGUCCAAACCCUUCUCCAGAAAGGCCCAGGUCUGCCCUGGCAGCAGCAAUCCUUGCCACAGCACUCACAGGGCGCACUGUUGCUAUUCCUCAGCCUCGGCAGAGAUCCCUCUCCGAAAGUGAUUCCACCUCUGUGGAACAGGAAGGCUUUGAACCCUAUGCAACAGUGACCCAGCUCAGAACAGGGUCCACCUGGAAACUUGAUGGUAGUGACAGAUCUCCUGUACAGUCCCUGGAAACAUCAGGCCACUAUGGUGAAGAUGAGGACAUGGAUACCUUUGUCUCAGAUGCUGAUAAAGAGGCAGAGUCCAGCUGUCAGAGUAAUGAGAAGAGGGAAGAAAGCUUUAGCACAAAUGCUGUUUAUGCUGUUCCCUGUAAAAAUAAAAAGGAAGAGUUUCUACCAUCUCCCACCUCUAACACUGAUGAGAAAGAGGUUCCUUCCCAUGAAACUGAGUCUCAGAUGGUGGUGGAUAAAUCAAGUUUGGAAAUAGAAGCAGAAGAUCAACAUCUUGACCUGAACUUAAAGGAGGAAAAACCUUUAGCUGACAAUCUGAUACGUGAAAAACCUCCACCAUCCCCAGACGUGUCUGUUCGGGCAAGGCAAGCACGGGAAAAUCUGACUAAAGAAAAGUUCAGAGAACUAAAACAAGAAAACUGGGCCCUGAGCAAGGCAUACCAGGCUGUGCUGCAGCAGCUGGAGGGAACAAAGCAGCAAAUGGAAGAACAGCAGUUACAGCUGAAGAAACUAGAACAAGAAAACAGAAGAGUUAAAGAACAAGAAAACAGAAAACUUGAAGAACAAGAAAACAGAAGACUUAAAGAACAAGAAAACAGAAGACUUAAAGAAGCUGCAGAGAACUCACCCAGAGAAGAGGAGGCAACAGAAUUACUUUCUCUCAGGCAACAAGCACAAGAACUGGUAGAUGAAAAUGAUGCUUUGAAAAUGGUGGUCCAUCGUUUAAAUGUAGAAUUAAGCCGCUAUCAAACUAAAUUCAGGUCACUGUCCCAAGAAGAGCAUGUAAAGCUGAAAAGCUUACCCAUGAAAGGACCACCACCACCAUGGCUGUUGGAUAUGAAGUAUUUGUCACCUCUUCUGUUGGCUUAUGAAGACAGAAUAAGAGAAAAGGAAGAUUUUAUUCUUGAACAUGAGGAGGAUAUGAAGAAUUUUAAAGCACGAGUUGAAGAGUUGGUGAAGGAGAAUGAAGACCUGCAUGAGCGAUUAAAUAAAAAUAACUUUAUUACCUCUACAGAAUGGCAACAGCUGCAAACUCAGGCCAAGCUGGUCUUGGAAGAAAAUGGAUUGUUGAUGGAGCAGCUCAAAAUCCAACAAGCUAAAGCAAAAGACAGUCACAGACAGCACAUUCAAGAAGCUUCAAAGUUGACCAAACAGAUAGUAAUCUUAGAAGGGAAGAAACAGAGCCAGGAAGAAGAGAUAGCAGAGUACCAGAAGCAAUUAAAAGCUUUGUGUUCUACCUGUGAAGAGCUGAAAGCCCAAGUGGAGAGCAGAAUAGCAGCAGAGCAGCACUUGGCUUUGGUGAAUGAUUUAAACAGGCGGUUACAGGAGGAGCAGGAGAGGAGGCGCUGUGAGGUGGAAGGGCUGAAGGGAAGGGUGGCAUCGCUGCAAGCUGAGCACAAGAAACUGCUCCUGGAGAAAAAGAGCUGCAUGGCUGACUACAAGGACCUGCAAACCGAAAUGGAAAUGACACAGAAGACAAACAGGCGACUAAAGAAGAAAAUAGGUAUUUUACAAGUGCAGCUGGAGGAAGUGACAGAAAAAGAAGUUGUAGGUCAUUAUUACCUAACAAACCUUAUUGGUCUGGUGGAGAAGAUAGCUCAGGAACGUGAUCAACUUGUAUCUUUGGCCAGAUGUUUGGAAAAUGAGAAGCAGGGUGCUCUCAAUAGAAUGGUAGAAGGCAGUCUACGCUUAGGAAAACUAGAAGAGAAAGUUAAGGUGUAUAAAAAGAAAGCAGCUGGGAAGCUUGGGGAUAUCAGUCUGAGGAUGAGUGAGCAGGAGAAGGAAUUUGCCGGGAAGGCUGCUCAGUAUGAGCAGGAGAUGAAGCACCUCCAGCGUCUGCUGCAAGACAAGCAGGACACCCUGGCUGAAGUGCUGGAGCAGCAGAGGAAAGCAGAAGGGGAUCUUGAAAUCAUUUGGGAAUCCACAAUCAAAGAGAACAAGAGAAUGAGAGAACUCUUACAUAAUUCCCUGAGGAAGAACACCACGUGGAAUGCUCUCACAGCUCAGGAGCCACACUUUGAUGAAAGCUCUCAGAAGGACCUCGUUUACAGACGUGAUUUUAGCUAUUGUGAUGUGAAAACUUCAUCCCCUACUAAAAAUGAAUUUCAAGAUGAAUCUCAGUGAGAAGAAUCAGCAUCUCAUCCCAGAAAGAGAACUCAGUGCCUGAAUUUGACUUUUUCAGCAACACAAGAUAUGAUGGAACAUUUCCCCCCUUCAAAAUGACUGGAUUUUUAAGGUCAUAACAAAGACAAAUCUAGCCUGAAAUAUUACUUUGAUAUUUGAAGAAAAGGCUAUUCCUUGUUGAGACAAAAUGUGAUCCAGCUUUAAGUUAACGUGAAAAGACAAGUAACCAGUUAACAGGGUAAAAUUUGACUCUGGAGCAGCCAAGACUGAAGCAUCCUCCUGACAACUGGUGGGGCCUGAAUCCACAGCUGUCCACUCCCCAGAUUUACAGGAGCCUGAAUCCACAGCUGUCCACUCCCCAGAUUUACAGGAGCCCAGGUGCUGGGAAGCUGCUGCUGGAGUUUUGCCAGGGGGAUGAGUUACCAGCACAGGAUGCAGUUCUCCAGAUUGUCUUGUUCAUUCCACUUCAAAAGCACUUUUUUUCUAUUCUCUGCAGCAGUGUCAGCCUUUAGAUUAUUGAUGCCUGUUUGUCUGAGCUUUCAUAAUUGUUGAUUUUUCACAAUAUUGCACAUCAACUUUGUAGUACUAUCUAUUAAUAUGUAAAUUCAAAAUAAAGCCAUUUCAUACAACUUG